Chelonoidis abingdonii (Abingdon island giant tortoise) is the source of this 2142-nucleotide messenger RNA. NCBI's taxonomy places the organism in Eukaryota, Metazoa, Chordata, Testudines, Testudinidae. The record is from RefSeq and is a predicted model, not a curated record.
GGAAAAAAUGUUAUCUGUGACCGAACAGCAACUCCCCUGGAUGCCUUUAGGAUGAUGUCUGCAGCCCAUUAUUACCCCAAGCUCAUGAGCAUCAUGGGGAACGUUCUCCGCUUCCUGCCUGCCUUUGUGAAGAUGAAGCAGCUGAUUCAGGAGGGCUAUGUAGGGGAGCUGCUGGUGUGCGAGGUGCAGGUGCACAGUGGAAGUCUGCUGGGCAAGAAGUACAACUGGAGCUGUGAUGACCUGAUGGGGGGCGGGGGUUUGCACUCAGUCGGUACCUAUAUCAUCGACCUCUUGACCUUCCUCACCAGCCAGAAGGCUGUGAAAGUGCAUGGGCUGCUCAAGACCUUUGUGAAACAGACCGACCACAUCAAGGGAAUACGUCAGAUUACCAGUGAUGACUUUUGCACGUUUCAAAUGGUUCUGGAAGGUGGGGUGUGCUGCACUGUCACCCUCAACUUCAAUGUCCCUGGGGAAUUCAAACAGGAUAUUAUUAUGGUAGGUUCAACUGGACGACUGAUUGUAAUAGGCACUGAUUUGUAUGGGCAGAGAAACAGCUCUCCUCAAAGAGAGCUCCUUCUAAAGGACUCUAUGCCAGUCAGCAACUCCUUACUGCCUGAGAAGGCCUUCAGUGAUAUCCCCUCCCCAUACCUUCAGGGCACUAUUAAGAUGGUGCAGGCCAUCCGGCAAGCAUUUGAGGACCAGGAUGACAGGAGAACCUGGGAUGGGAGGCCCCUCACCAUGGCUGCGACUUUCGAUGACUGCCUGUAUGCCUUGUGUGUAGUGGACACCAUUAAAAAGUCAAACCAGCUAGGGGAAUGGCAGAACAUUGCAAUCAUGACAGAAGAGCCAGAGCUGAGCCCUGCAUACCUGAUCAGUGAAGCCAUGCGUAGGAGCAGAAUGUCUCUGUACUGCUAGCUUCACUCAGCUCUUAAAAAGGAAUGGAAACAAAACAGCUCUUAAAGAAUAAUUCAGACAGCAUAAGGAUUUGGACAUAUAAAAGUUUGACAAAUUUGGUGUUUAAACCAACUAAACUAGUUGGCGCCUCUAUAUUACAGUGAUGGGUGCGUUAGAAAUGCCUAAGCUAGACAGCUGGAAAUGAGAAUUGUUUAAGGGCUGACCUAAAUAAUUUGUGCUAACUGUUUAGCAGCAGUAUUAACUGGCUGGAUAGCAAGAUAUCAUGGAAUCUGUCUCCUGCAUGGAAGUGCUUAGCUGAUCCAGUUGUGCUUACUGUGAAAGUUCAGGAAGGUCCUUUUUGACUUACCUGUCCUGCCAGAGGGCUGUGAAGGCUCUGUCAUGUCAGAAAGUCUCCUGUGGCAUCCGACGUGAAGAGUUCCUACCAUGCCAGCUGACAACACCACACUGUACUGCUACAUUACUAACCAGUACAUAGAAUAAUAAGACUUGGUGUGACCAAGUGUCAUGUGACCUGGACACACUUGGCAGCUCAGUUUUUCAUAGUUUAUUCUGAGGGGGCUUUUUUGUUUUGUUUUUGUUUGUUUUUUUAACUACAAUUAAGUAGAGAACAUUGUGGCUUUUGUAAACAAGUCAAUCUCCCACAGCAGCUCAUAUAACUGGGGGGUGGGGUUGGGGAAAGCAUUCUACAAUCAUGUUGAGUUUCAAUGUUAGCUGUACAGAUGUGCUCAUAAAGAAGGUUUGUGCAAAACCUUCAUCAGCAAAAUCCAGGCCACGUGACACUCUCCUGAUUUGGGGUUUGUUACACAGCCAAAACUUGGACCAGGUUUACACACUUUUUUUUCCUGUGAGCCUGGGAUUGAGUUCUGAGUGAACUGGGCUUGAAUUAUGGCAGAGAAUAUACAAAACUAAGUGGGCUUUUCCCCAAAAGCUAUGUUUUGAGUUUUUGUGUUUUUACAUGCAUGUGAACCUCAAGCUAAAAGAAGAAAUCUGCACCAGCCACCAAGUUCCCCGUUGCUCAGCCCAGAAGCUUUCAGCUCCUGAAGACGGAAGGUCUGAAUGAUAAGCCACAAAGAAUGAGAAAAAUUCUUAUAGAUUUGCAGGGAAAAAAGCAAAAACCUCCUUAACUGCCUAAAGUCAGCAGCCGCAGGUACUGUGCUGACUGUUCUGCAGGAACAGACAAAUGGUCUCUGGUUUACUUAUCCCCCUUGUCUUUAAUGUGUUAGGCCC